Molecule: messenger RNA, 643 nt
Organism: Adelges cooleyi (spruce gall adelgid)
Lineage: Eukaryota; Metazoa; Arthropoda; Insecta; Hemiptera; Adelgidae
Exons: 13
Coding region: 1-642 (213 amino acids)
Source: RefSeq, a predicted model, not a curated record
AUGGAAAUCCACAGAGCUUCAAACCAUUACGAUUCAAACGAAAUGGGUCCCGCUUCUGAAGAUCCAAACCAAAGUGGUUCUGUAUCUGAACAUUCAAACCAAAGUCGUCCUGAUUCUGAAGAUUCAAACCAAAGUGAUUCUAGUCCAGAAGAUCCACCCCAAAUUUUUAUUGAUUUUGAUAACGCAAAUGGAAGUGGUCCUGAUUUUGAAUAUUCAAACCAAAGUAUUCCUACGCCUGAAAUACAAAUUAUUGUUGAUUAUGAAGACACAAAUCAAAAUGUUACUGUUUCUGAAAAUCCAAAUCAAAGUGUUCCUGUUUCUGAAGAUCCAAUUCAAAAUAUGAUUAAAGAGAAUGCUAAAAUCAGAUAUGAAAGUCAAACUGGAAAUGCUGUUCCGAUAUACAUGAGUAGGACGAUAUGUCUUUUGAUAGCAUUGUGGAUUAGUUCAAACACUGCUUCUAAAACACCUACAAAAUUUGAUGGUGAUAUUUGUAUCAUAGGAUAUAAAAAAUAUCAUUUUGUAAAAUACAGAUCCAUUGAUGGCAAACUUUGGCAAGUCAAUCGCCUCGAUGUACCAAUUAAAGAACUAAACGUACAACUAUAUGAGGAAAACUUUAUUUAUAAUAUUUUAGAAGAGUAUUAAA